Molecule: messenger RNA, 4637 nt
Organism: Myripristis murdjan (pinecone soldierfish)
Lineage: Eukaryota; Metazoa; Chordata; Actinopteri; Holocentriformes; Holocentridae
Product: VPS10 domain-containing receptor SorCS3-like
Exons: 27
Coding region: 17-3781 (1254 amino acids)
Cellular component (GO): membrane
Molecular function (GO): protein binding
Source: RefSeq, a predicted model, not a curated record
ACUGGUGUCAAGUUGGAUGAAAAUAAUGGUCGGAUUGUGGUCAUUUUGGUGUUUUUCUCUUUUGGCUUUGUUGUACCCCUUUCACUCCAAGUUUUUGGCACAAGCGGAAAUAACUUCCCCCAAAACCAACAGCAGACUUCACCGCCUGGAGGUAACGCCGCUGGAGGCAGGCGCAACCCGAAAGCCAGCGAGGGUCAAAGUCUCACCGAAAGUCGACAACCGCACUGAUCUUUUCAGUGGUUUUAAAACGGAGUCCGUUUUUGUUGACGUUGUGGAUCCGCGCUACGACAGACAAAUGCGAAAGGACUUACACAGUGGACUUGGGAACGAAGCGCAGAUUGGCAAGAAAACGGCACCAAACUCCUUUAAGCGUCUCACGGCGUCUAGUAAAAAGUAUGACAGCACUUUUGAGGAUAGUUAUAUGCGUCCCACAGCGAAUACACUAUUAGAAAACACAUUUCCUGAAAUUAGAAAGAGGGCGGCGCGGAGUGUGGCUGCAGAAUAUACCGAAAUUUUGGAUAGGAGUACAAAUGGAGAGGGACAGUCGAAAGACAGGUUUUUGGAGACUGCGCAAGGUAUUGCCAACUCCAGAGCCGAGUACCGGCGCACUGGAGAGGAUGCCAGAGGGUCUAACCCGAGGCAAAGUGAGCCGCAUUUGGACACCUCUACUUUUGCUCUAUCCGGAGACUCCGCACACAACCAGGCGAUGGUACACUGGUCUGGACACAACAGCAGUGUGAUCCUGAUCUUGACUAAGCUGUAUGAUUUCAACCUGGGGGCUGUUACUGAGAGCUCCCUGUGGAGAUCUGUGGAUUACGGCAGCACCUAUACCAAACUCAAUGACAAAGUGGGGUCAAGGACGGUUUUAAGUUACCUCUAUGUCUGCCCCACCAACAAGCGUAAGAUAAUGAUGCUUAGCGACCCAGAGAUAGAGAGCGCUGUUCUCAUCAGUUCAGAUGAAGGGGCAAGCUUUGAGAAGCAUCCCAUUAACUUCUAUAUCCAGAGCCUGCUCUUCCACCCUGUGCAGGAGAACUGGAUACUGGCUUACAGUCAUGACAGCAAGUUGUACAGUUCACUGGACUUUGGGAGAAAAUGGCAACUUGUUCACGAUGAUGUGAUGCCGGGGCGAUUCUACUGGGCGGUAAUGGGCCUGGACAGAGAAUCAGACGUGGUCCACAUCGAGACGCGCAUUGCGAAAAGCCGUGCACAGUAUGUAAAGUGCCGAGCCCAGCGAUGCACAGAAGCCAACAGACAGUAUCUCUUCCCUGGACAUGUAGAUACCAACUCCCUUGUUGUGCAAGAUGAAUAUGUUUUCACACAGGUAACCAAGUCGGGACGAGCGAGCUACUUUGUGUCCUAUAUGAGAGAAUCAUUCAACCGGAUGAAAUUACCCAAGUAUUGUCUGCCCAAGGACAUGCAUAUUAUCAGUACAGAUGAGAAGCAGGUAUUUGCAGCAGUUCAGGAGUGGAAUCAGAACAACACUUACAGCCUGUACAUCUCAGACUCCCCUGGGGUGUACUUUACCCUCUCGCUGGAGAAUCUGAGAACUAGCAGAGGACCCGCAGGCAACCUACUGGUCGACUUUUACAAGGUUGAAGGGAUAAAUGGCGUGUAUCUAGCCAACAAACUGGUGGAUCAUCAAGUGAAGACUUUUGUCACAUUCAACAAGGGACAAACGUGGGCCCUGCUGCCAGCUCCUCCCACUGAUGUAGCUGGAAAUAACCUUCACUGCAUUCUGCCAUUUUGCUCGCUGCAUCUGCAUCUGGAGAUGUCAGAGAACCCCUACACAUCUGGACGCAUCUCCAGCAAAAACUCCGUCCCAGGGAUCAUUGUGGCGACAGGGAAUAUCGGAACAGAGCUGUCCUCCACCAACCUUGGAAUGUUUAUAACAUCUGAUGCAGGGAAUAGCUGGAGACAGAUUUUUGAGGAGGAGCACAACAUUUGGUUUCUUGACAACGGAGGUGCUCUGCUGGCAGUCUUACACGCAACAACACCCAUUCGACACUUGUGGAUCAGUGUAGACGAAGGAAAAAAAUGGGACCGGCACAGUUUCUCCUUGGCACCUCUGUAUGUGGAUGGAGUUUUAAUGGAGCCGGAGACAGAAAAUCACAUUAUCACUUUCUUUGGACACUUUAGCCAUCGGUCAGAAUGGCAGCUGAUCAAAAUAGACUACAAGGGCAUCUUCAAUAGGAGAUGCAUGGAUGGAGAUUACCAGACAUGGCACCUGCACAACAAGGGAGAGCCAUGUGUGAUGGGUGAAAAACAGAUAUAUAUGAAGCGUAGGCCAGGCAACCGUUGCAUGCUGGCCCAGGACUACUCCAGGAUUUAUUCCUCGGAGCCGUGCCUCUGCAGAGCCUAUGAUUUUGAAUGUGAUUAUGGGUAUGAACGCCAGGCGGAUGGGAAGUGCUCCCCUGCUUUUUGGUUUAAUCCAAGCAGCGCCACUAAAAGCUGCAGCACCAGCCAAAGCUUCCUUAACAGCACAGGUUAUCGGAAGGUUUUGGCCAACAACUGCAAGGAGGCAGGGAAGAACAUGUUCUCACCCAGGAGACAGGCUUGUCGUCCCAGACCUCCCCGAGGCCUGCGGCUGUCCACCAGUCAAGGAGAACUCAGUGCUAUCGUUGGAAGCAAUGUUACUUUUCUGGUCUAUCUGGAUGAAGGAGACUCACUCAGGACCAAUAUCCAGCUCGACUUUGGGGAUGGCAUCAAGAUCACAUACUCUAAUCUGAGCAGGACAGAUGAUGGAAUCAAACACAUCUACAGAGCUACUGGGAUUUACCGAGUGACAGCGUAUGCUGAAAACAGCCAGGGAUCUGACAGCAGCUCACUGUUUUUACACAUCACUAGUCCAGUGGAGCGUGUAUAUCUCUCAGCCCCUAUUGUGGCCAUCAGGGGGAAAGAGGCUAAUCUCACUGCGGUGGUUUGGCCGAGCCACCACAGAACACUGACCUUCUUCUGGUGGUUUGAAAACAGCUCCGAGCCUAUUAUAACCUUGGAGGGAAGCAUCUCGUACACGUUUCUGAGAGAGGGAAUAAACAAGGUCACGGUCCAGGUUGCCUCUGGGAGCACUGUAAUGCAGGACUCAAAAGUUAUAACUGUUAAAGAGUUCUUCAGGUCGCUCUUGUUGUCAUUCUCGCCGGCUCUUGAUGAGCACAACCCUGACAUCCCGGAAUGGAGGGAGGACGUAGGGCGUGUGGUGCGGACAGCUCUGUCACAGGUGUCUGGGUUUCCUGAAGACCAGCUGCUGGUGUCUUUGUAUCCCGGCCUUCCAACUGUGGCAGAGCUCUUCAUCUUGCCUGACAUAGAAACACCACCUGAACACAGGAGGAAGAGUGAAGAGGCCCUAGAGAGGAUAGCAGAUAUCUUUGUCACUGCACUGAACCAAGGCUUGAUCCAGUUUGAGUUGAAAGCUGAUAUCCGUAUCAUUGUCUACAUCACACAGCAAACUUUGGCACCACUUGUGGAUUCAAACGCCAUCCACAGCGGGUCAGCAAUGCUGAUGCUGCUCACUGUGGUGUUUGUUGGUUUAGCCGCAUUCUUCAUCUACAAGUUCAAAAGGAAAAUCCCUUGGAUCCAUGUUCAGACUGAAGACAGCCAUGAGAAGGACCCAGAGGUGAUCAGUACUGUGGGUCAGAAUGACAACAUAUCCAAGGUCAAGCUCAGUGAGUUCCCCUCUCAGAAGGAACUCAUGGAAAAAGACCUAGAGGCCAGGAGCAGAGGAGGAAUUGGAAGAAAUGUGGAAAGAGUUAUUACCAGAGAAUUUCCAAACUGUACUAAUGUCUAAGAUGUGCACUGUAUUACAGAGUAAGUACAGAUUGUGGUGUUUCAAUUGUGCUGAUAUUGUUUGCUUUGUUGGCAUUGUUUAUUUUAUGCUGAUAGCUGCUACUGUUCAAAGUCAUGUUUUUUUUUUUAACACAUAUGGCUAAGUAUGUCUUUCACAAAAUUUUAUGAAAAUCAAUCUACAAGGUCAGACUCCUGAGUUGUAAAUAUACUGAAUAUACUGAAAUCAGACAAUUUGACCCUUGUGGGCGCUUAUCAGAGAGUAUAAUGGGACAUGUAGAUGAUGCUACGUUAGAUAGCAUGGUGCUUUCAACAUGACUGUUUCUCAGAUGCAUUUACACUCUGAACAAAAGUGGUAGUUUUUGUGGGCAUAACGCUCUGAUUGAAGAAGUGGAGAUUUUAAAAACAUGUACAUAGAACAAGGUGGAAUGUAAAUCUAUACAGUAGCCUACUUCUUAUUUUAUUGUGAGGUAAACCCACUGAACAGGCAGAAAAUAUGUUUCCAUUAACUUAAGUUUCACAAUACAGUCUGUACUAUGUCCACCUUUUUUACAGUAGCAUGCCCUAAUUAGUAAGUUAAAAAAAAAAAAAAAAAAAAAAAAAAAAAAAAAAAAUACAUAAAACAAUGUUAGGGUAAGUGAGCAUAUAUCAUGAUGAUUUUAAAGUUUACUUGGCACAUUACACAACUUAUUAAACACCUUGUCUAAUAGUCUACUUGUGCAAUUAACAGAAGUUGUGCAUGAUAAUAUGAUAUUCAUUUUUUGUUUAUGAUAUGAAAACCAUUGUUUUGAAUCAUAUUUCUUACUGUGAAAAAAGUACCAUUUUAAAAUUGUUCAAAAUAAAUGUAUUUUUAUAUGGAA